AUGUUAAUAAGUCAUCAUUGUAGUGGAAGUUUAAUUACCAAACGUUAUAUUUUGACUGCAGCUCAUUGUCUAACAGGAAAAGUUCCCGAUCAAUAUACACUUUCAGGCGUACGUUUAGGAGAAUGGGAUAAAUCUACUAAUCCAGAUUGUAUUUCGGAUAUAAAUAAUAAUGAAUUUUGCGCAGGCUUGCAUAUUGAUUUACCAAUUGAAAAAGUAAUUGUUCAUGAAAAUUAUAAUGCAAAUGAUAUAAAUCAAUACCAUGAUAUUGGUUUGAUAAGAUUAUCUCGAAAUAUUGACUUUACAUCAUGGAUUCAGCCAAUUUGUCUCCCUCUGGAAGACCAUUUAAGAAGUAUGACACAUUUCAAUGAAACAUUAACAAUAUCCGGUUGGGGUAAAACAGAAAAUUCUAAAAAUAGUAAUAGACAAUUAAAAGCGGAUAUUAGAAUAGUUGAAAUAGAUACUUGUAAUUCAAAGUACAAUGAUUUUAAUAUAACGGUUUCUAACAAUCAAUUAUGUGCAGGAGGCGUUAUAGGAACAGACACUUGCAAUGGUGAUUCAGGAGGUCCAUUAAUAGCCGUUAAUAAUUUACCAAAUUAUGAAUAUUUUAUAGCGGGUAUCGUAUCGUAUGGACCAUCUCCUUGCGCCUUAGAAAAUUGGGCAGGAGUUUAUACGAAUGUCGCUAAAUAUUUAGAUUGGAUACUUAAAAAUAUUGAACCGUAA
Messenger RNA from Condylostylus longicornis, 720 nucleotides. RefSeq names its product serine protease easter-like. Lineage: Eukaryota; Metazoa; Arthropoda; Insecta; Diptera; Dolichopodidae. Gene Ontology annotation, biological process: proteolysis. The transcript has 2 exons. Bases 1 to 720 code for a protein of 239 amino acids. The record is from RefSeq and is a predicted model, not a curated record. Gene Ontology annotation, molecular function: serine-type endopeptidase activity.